Molecule: messenger RNA, 747 nt
Organism: Parnassius mnemosyne (clouded apollo)
Lineage: Eukaryota; Metazoa; Arthropoda; Insecta; Lepidoptera; Papilionidae
Source: the annotation of a GenBank genome assembly
AUGAUCAUUUACCAAUUUUACAACGCAAACGUGUUGUCAAGUCUCUUGAACGAGGAGUACAAUAAUAUACGAAACCUUAAAGAUUUGCUAGAAAGUGGCCUGAAGGUAGGAGUAGAAGACAUGUUGUUCAAUAAGGAUUACUUUAAGCGUACAACUGACCGUAUACCUUUAGAACUUUACAACAAGAAGAUAGUUCGAAACAAACAGAACAAUUUUUUUGAUGCCGAAUUCGGCAUGAGUUUGGUAAAGCGUGGUGGAUACGCCUUCCACGUCGACACCUCCGCUGCCUACCGUAUCAUGAGAAGGACAUUCAGCGAGAGGGAAAUAUGUGAAGUGAAUGCGGUCACACUGUUUCCACCGCAGUAUGUGGGCGCGGUUGCAAAGAAAGGCUCCCAGUACAAGGAAUACAUCGCUAUUGGUGUAAGCAAGAUGCUGGAAUCAGGACUAAUGAACAGAAUUAAGUCGAUUUGGGAUAGCAGAAAACCGCCGUGCGUGAAAAUGCGAUAUAGUAGUAUCAUAUCUGUGAACAUUCGAGAAUUUUCUAUGGCACUUCUGUUUCUGAUGUGUGGUUUCACGAUCGCCAUUAUUAUUUUGCUAUGUGAGAUCUAUACAAUUAAAAUAAAAAGAGAAAAACGUUCCAAAAUAAAAUUUUACCGUCGAAAGUUACCCAGCGAACAAUUUAAAAUGUAUAAAACUAAACGAAUAAAGAAAAACCGUGUCCUUUGCUUAGACCAACGAACGGUCUAA